AUGCAGCCAGAGUUCAGCGGGCUCGAGAUAUGCAUUUUGCUUCUUUCAAUCGUGGCAUUUCUCUAUUUUUGCUACGUGUCAAUUUUCCCGCCGGAUAACCGGGCGUAUCCUGGCGCGUUCGGCUAUCAGCAUCUACCACCGCCGCCUCAACCCGCUCGUAUUGGAUUUAUUCGGCCAAAUCAAAACGGUCGUCGGUUUAAUGGUUUUGAGAAUCGUCGAAGGAACAACGUUCAACAACAACAGCAAACUUAUAUGAACUCAACGCAUCGACCAGCGCACAAAAACGGAAAAAUGAUAAACUCUCCUCCACACGACUUGCGAAUGGUACAACAGGUGGAAGGAUAUUGCCGAGUGCAGAAAAGGAUGCCACCCGAUUCACGGUAUCAUUGGGUGAAUCCGAAUAUUGGGGAAAAGCAAAUGCACAACCAGCCACCAAAAGUCACGCCACCACCAUUGGGACCAAAAAAUAUCAACGAAGAGCCGCAAUUCUUUCAAAAUACAGGAUACAAAAAAAUUAAUCAAUCAAAUGGUCGUCUCUCACCACCGAACCUUUUAUCGCAGCAUUUGCCACCACCAUCGUCGAUUGUUCAAACAUCUAGCGCUAGCAGGGUUCUCAAUUUGGAACCUCGACUCGAGAAGCUCUUUCGCACACAAGCUCGACCGGUUUUGGGACUCGAUUGUGAGAUGGUUGGUGUUGGCACCGAGGGAAAGAAGCACGCACUUGCACGAGUGUCCAUUGUGGAUAAAGGGGGAAAGGUGAUCUACGAUUCGUAUGUACGUCCACACGCACAAGUUACCGAUUAUCGUACUUUUGUCUCGGGCAUUGAAGAACAUCACUUGAAAAAUGCUCCACCAUUCUCAAAAGUGCGCAUGGAGGUGGUUCGCCUCGUCUCAAAGUCGAUCCUCGUUGGUCACGGACUUGAAAAUGAUCUCAAGAUUCUCCGACUCGAACAUCCUCCACAUUUCAUUCGUGACACUGCUUACUAUGAGCCGGUUCGUAAACUGGUAGCGAUGACGCGGUGUCCACCAUUGAAAUUGCUUGUCGAACGGGUGCUUGAGGAUGCGACCUUCCAGAAAGGAGCACAUGAUCCGCGCGAAGACGCUUUUGCUCCGGUGCGCAUCUAUUUGAAGUUUCGCGAGGAAUGGGAUCGCGAGAUCUGUAGUGCGUCGUGGGAGAACAAUCGC
Mesorhabditis belari is the source of this 1185-nucleotide messenger RNA. Lineage: Eukaryota; Metazoa; Nematoda; Chromadorea; Rhabditida; Rhabditidae. The record is from the annotation of a GenBank genome assembly.